AUGGCCCAGCUUUCGUGCCGGUUCUCCACCUGGUUUCUCAACAAAGGGGCUAAGCUGACUGACAUCACCUGUGGAAGUGGAAGACGUUCACCACGAGCAAUUCCUCUGAAGCUCGAGCUGCAGCUCCUGAUCCCUCGCCGGACUGGAUUCAGAGAAUACGUGCACAGAACGGAAGGACUCUACUUUGAGGGCAAAGAAUCCCUCAUGCUGGAAGUGACCGAGGCACCCGUGGGAGAGCAACAGGAGCAGGACCCCACCAACCUUUACAUCUCCAAUCUUCCUCUGUCCAUGGAUGAACAGGAGCUGGAGAACAUGCUGAAGCCUUUUGGUCACGUUAUUUCCACACGGAUACUGAGGGACGCCAACGGCCUGAGCAGAGGAGUCGGUUUUGCAAGGAUGGAGUCGACAGAAAAGUGUGACGUGGUGAUCCAAAAUUUCAACGGGAAAUUCUUGAAAACUCCUCCAGGCAUGACUGCCCCUGCAGAGCCGUUGCUGUGUAAGUUUGCUGACGGAGGCCAGAAGAAGAGGCAGACCCAGGUCAAGUAUCCCCAGAAUGGUCGACCAUGGACACGGGAAGGAGAGAGCGGCAUGGCAUUGACGUAUGAUCCCUCUGCAAUGCAAAAUGGGUUCUACUCUUCGCCGUACAGCAUCUCCACCAAUCGGAUGAUUGCACAGACGUCAAUCACACCUUUCAUCGCUGCCUCCCCUGUCACUACGUAUCAGGUCCAGAGUACAUCUUGGAUGCCACAUCAACAGUAUGUUAUGCAACCUACAGGAGCUGUGAUCACCCCAGCCUCGGCCAUAGAGCCCAGUUUGUCUCUUCACCCCUCCAGUGUAAUGGCUCCUCUCACCCAGCAGAUGAACCAUCUGUCUCUGGGCACUACAGGCACUUACAUGCCUGCUGCAGCUGCUGCUCCUAUGCAAGGAUCCUACAUUCCCCAGUACACUGCAGUGCCUGCCUCUGCCAUCACAGUAGAAGGCGUGGUGACAGACACUUCUCCACAGACAGCAGCCCCCUCCUCGCAGGACGCCAGCGGGCAGCAGCCUUUAUCAGUGGAGAGUACGGGAGAUCAUGCCACAGCUUACUCCUACCAGCAGUCGAAAUAACGAGAUUGGGAGGAAUCAUUGCUGCAUUGCCUUCAGAAGGACUGCACCGAGACGCUGGAGACACACAGAGAAUCAAAAUGAAAUGGGGACAAAAAAAAAGAGGUGACACGGGCAACACUGAGGGGAGAAUGCUUCCACUGUGCACAGGCACCAAAUACAUAACAAAAUGAAAAAAGAAAAAAAAACAAUUAUCUUUGCGACCUGGUUGAGGCAUAAAGAAAGAGGAAAAAAAGAAAUGAUGGCUUUCCAGACUUGAGGACAUGGAAAUCAAAUGCAGUCUGCAACUUUGAGUUCCUCACUGUAAGACUGGACUUUGCCUCUAAAGGAGAAAGCAAGGACAUAGACUGAAAUCUGAACUCAACCAACAAGCUGUACAGAAAAAAAGAACAUUUGAAUGUGCAGGUAGAUUUUCAGACUUUUUUAUAAAAAAAGAAGAAGGAAGCAAAGUCCAGAGGAAAAAAAGAGAUUGUCUUCCUUUGAUAUUAAGCUACAUUAUUUUCAUUCUUUUUAUUAUUUGAGUAGUUUUUUAGAAUAUCAAUGUUUUUCGUAAAUCUUUAUUGCCUUAAUUUUUCCAACUUUAGGGAAAACGUUUCCUGAGUGUUGAACCUAAAAAAAAGACUGAGUGGUUGAAUGAUUUUAGAGGUUCUUGAAGAUUUCCUGGAGCCUCAGAGAUGAAAUCUACAAAGCUAUCUGUACAGGAUUUUAAAAAUAAAAAGGUUGUAUUUGUAUGAAGAUGAUUUCUAAAUUAUGUGGUGCAGUGCAGCUGAUGUUGGUUGAUAAAAAAAAAAAAAGAAAGUUUAAAAAAAAUAAACAUCUUCCUUAUUGCGACUUUUGGGAAGGGUCAAUCCACUGCUUCCACAAAAAAAAAAAUGCGGUUGAGUUUAAUUAUUGGAUAACCGUUCUGUUUUUCCAUCACAUUUGUACUUUUUAUAGAUUUUAUUUCCCAAUUUGUUUCAGAUUGCAGCCUUUUUUUAUUGCCGUCAAAAGGAUUUUGCUUUGCUUGCUUUGCUUGUCUCACUGCAAAAAGAAAUGAAAAAAAGGAGCAAGUCUGACUUUGAGAAAAAGCAGAAAAAAAAACAGCUAGGAUUUUUAAAUGUGCAAAAAGCAAUAGUUUUAGUAAAACUGUUGACAGUUUCUUGAGUCUUUCUUAACUGUUGAACAAAAGCAGCCUACAAGGGGCAUAUUUUAUACCAAAGAUGAAGAAACUAGGUAGUGAAGAGAUCUUCUUGACUGUAUGUUGCUUUUUCUUUGUAUGUUUUUUUUUACCUCUUGAACUGAGAUUGUUCCUGCUCAUCAUGCUUUUUUUGGAAUAAGAUGAUCUUAUUAAUGACUAAGAAGAAGCAAAAGAUCUUGAACUCAACUUCCUCAACCAGAAGAAUGAACUGUUGUUGUCCAGGCAGGAACAUCUGUGGAGAAACCAGAUGCUCUGCGGAGUGGAGAAAGUAGAGCUGGGAAUGAGUCUGUAUACUUUGUUUUGAAGAGGCUGAAAGUCAAUUCUAUCUCGUGCAGUAUGGUGUGUACUCUUAGAACCCUGCAUCCCCCUCUCUGGGUCAAGCGGACCAUUCACAAAUCCUAAAUGAAGAUACUGAGGAGCUGUAAAACAUUGCAGCAUCAAGCAAAUUGUUCCACAUUUGAUUAUUUUCAUUCUCAGCCAACACAGCAAACUGUUUUGCGCCACUGUCUUGCCAUUCACGAGCCAUUUAAAAUGUGAGAAGAGGAUGAGUCUGUAGGAAGAACUCAAUCAUUUCAGCUUGUGCGUUUUCUUUAGGAGAAAUAUUUUCUUUUUUUGUGUUGCCUUUAUUUGAGAAUUGAUUAUGAUGUUUGAGCUGCUAAACACUUUUGAUUAUUGGGGAUUUGGGUUGUCUUGAGUUGGGUGGGUGUGGAAAAGUAAACCUCCAGAGUUAUUGUAACUGACCGUUUAAAGCCAAGGUAAAUAUGGUUAAUUGUAAUCCAUGACUUCAUGGAACAAAGAGCAUCCUAUGUUAUAAAAUGUUGCCUCUCUUUUUAAGUGAAAGAAGUUAAAUAUCUCCGGUUGUGGCCCUGGAAAAACUAGAUCUUUCACUCAUGAUAUAGGAACAAAAUGAGAAUCUUCAUCUUCUUUUGAGAAUAAAAAUAUUUGAGAAAUAGUUGUAUCUCUUAAACUUGCUCUGGAGGCCACCCACUAGAGCCUCACCUACCCGACCACCAAUAAAGGAAGCUAAUGGAGACAGAGGAACAGACGGAGGGAUGGUAACAGCAUGGUUCAACCAAAAUCAACCAUAUGAAAACCUCUAUGGGAGAAUUAAAUUAUUGAAAGAAGAGAAAGACUAGAGAUGGUGAAAACAAGAGUAAUAUUUAUGAGAUGUUUUUUUGUACAGGUGUGUAAAAGAAGAUGCAACAGAAAUAACUUUGAUGAUGCUAUUUUUUUAUUUGCUUGGUCACAUGCCUCCCAUGUCUUUCAAAUUGUGAUUCUGAGAGUGUCUGUAGAACCAGUGGAUAUUGCUGUAGUUUCAAAUGUCUUUCUUUUUUCCUUUUGGAUUUCUUUUUAGAAAAAUCUUUCAAUAAAAAAAAACGUUUAAAACAG
Messenger RNA from Notolabrus celidotus (New Zealand spotty), 3670 nucleotides. Its product is annotated as RNA-binding motif, single-stranded-interacting protein 3-like. The transcript is spliced from 12 exons. Gene Ontology annotation, cellular component: ribonucleoprotein complex; nucleus; cytosol. The coding region runs from base 1 to 1107 and encodes 368 amino acids. NCBI's taxonomy places the organism in Eukaryota, Metazoa, Chordata, Actinopteri, Labriformes, Labridae. Gene Ontology annotation, molecular function: poly(A) binding; mRNA 3'-UTR binding; poly(U) RNA binding. The record is from RefSeq and is a predicted model, not a curated record.